Messenger RNA from Aspergillus heteromorphus CBS 117.55, 1163 nucleotides. Its product is annotated as putative C2H2 finger domain protein. Gene Ontology annotation, cellular component: transcription regulator complex; PcG protein complex. Gene Ontology annotation, biological process: regulation of transcription by RNA polymerase II. The coding region runs from base 1 to 900 and encodes 299 amino acids. Lineage: Eukaryota; Fungi; Ascomycota; Eurotiomycetes; Eurotiales; Aspergillaceae. The record is from RefSeq and is a predicted model, not a curated record. The transcript has 4 exons. Gene Ontology annotation, molecular function: RNA polymerase II cis-regulatory region sequence-specific DNA binding; DNA-binding transcription factor activity, RNA polymerase II-specific.
AUGGCCCCUGGAAAUGGACGUGAUUUCAACUGCUCCUGGGAGCAGUGUGGAAAAUCCUUCAAUCGCAAAUCGGAUCUCUGCAGACACUUCCGGAUCCACACCAACGAGCGACCGUACCACUGUACGGUCAAAGACUGCAACAAGAGUUUCAUCCAGCGGAGUGCCCUGACGGUGCAUUCGCGGACGCACACAGGGGAAAAGCCUCAUGUCUGUGACCACCGAGGAUGUCAGAAGGCCUUUUCUGACUCGUCCAGUCUAGCCCGGCAUCGCCGGAUCCAUACGGGCCGGCGGCCAUAUAUCUGCCAUGAGCCGACGUGUGAGCGCAGCUUCUGUCGCAAGACGACGUUAACGAAGCACCAAAACCGCUCCCACCCGCGGCGGUCGAUGACGCGACUGCCCUCGGAGGACUUGAUGUCGGAACACUCCUACCAAGCGCCCGUCGCUGUCACGAUUGCACAUGAUCAGUAUUUUCUGGCCCAGCAACCCUUCUACCCUCAUACCUCGACACCAACGCAUGAGUUCUAUUCGCAGAUCCCCCCCGUCCACCAACCCCCGCCAGUCCAGCAGCAACCCCUUGUGACGCACCACAUCCCGGUCACGUCGCCGGUCAGCGUCCCGCAGCACAUGCCGGUCACGUCGCCGGUGGACAUCCAGCAUCACAUUGUGCCCUCGCCGAUCGAGCUGCAGCGGGCGCAGCAGCAAUACAUGCAGCUCGUGCAGCAGCGAUAUGAUCCCACGCGGCAGGGGUAUCUACCGCCGGAGUUCCAGCAUAACUAUGCGGGGGUGUCCACCGGCGGGGGGCAGCCGAUGAUGCUCGCGUACGACCACGAUAUCAAACCACCGACUCGGGUGCUGGACCAACCCGAGGGGACGGACUGGCGGUUCCUGGGGAUAGGCUAGACGGGGAUGCGGAGGGACCUGCUCCGACGGCAGCAUAUAUGCAUUCAGACGCAUCGGGCCAGCGCCAUGCGAAUUUCGACAGGGAAAUGUUUCAGACUAGGAGUUUAACGAGAGAGUGAAUUUUGUGUGAUGCCCCAUCAUGACUGUCAUUUACGAGCCCCCUUCCCCUUUGCCCACCUAAUUUGCGUCAUCUCAUGCCCACGGCGUCUCUUGCCGGUUGUGCUACUCUUUUUUUCUUUUUUUUUUCUUUUUUUUUUUCGCCA